Panthera uncia (snow leopard) is the source of this 5331-nucleotide messenger RNA. It is a transcript of the gene RMND5A, whose product is annotated as required for meiotic nuclear division 5 homolog A. The coding region runs from base 2954 to 3967 and encodes 337 amino acids. Gene Ontology annotation, molecular function: ubiquitin protein ligase activity; protein binding. Gene Ontology annotation, cellular component: nucleus; cytoplasm; GID complex. Gene Ontology annotation, biological process: proteasome-mediated ubiquitin-dependent protein catabolic process. Lineage: Eukaryota; Metazoa; Chordata; Mammalia; Carnivora; Felidae. The transcript has 10 exons. The record is from RefSeq and is a predicted model, not a curated record.
CAGUGCUGUAAAAGAAUAAAGGAUACUGUUCAAAAAUUGGCCUCAGACCACAAAGACAUCCACAGCAGUGUUUCUCGGGUUGGAAAAGCCAUUGAUAAGGUAUGGUGUUGAAGGAAGUGUUUGAGAUUUUUAAAAAGCAUCCUUCAUCUCCUGUCACUGCUUUGAUAACAUUUGCUUUCUCCAAUUAUUUUAUGCUUGCUUUUAACAACUUCUGCAGAUCUGGUUUUAUUAUGUUAUUCUUAAAGUUUUCUAUUGAUAUUAAAAAAAAGAAAAAUACAGCAAACCUUGUUACAGCCUUGUUGUUUAUCCAUUUGCUUGUGUGAUUGCAGUUCCUAGUAUCAUGAUGAGUAAAUUUACAAAGAAAUUUUAGCUCUGUGAGGGAGUGUGUUUACAGGGGUAACUUUUCCUCCUUCCUGAGUAGUUCCCUGGCUGUGUCUCUCUUAUGGGGCAAUUAGAAUAAUACCCUUGCAUCCGUCUCCCCUGCAUCAUCCUAACUGUUGUCUUCCUGUGGACAUGCUAGCUGCUUUUCUCCAGUGUUGUGUUCUGUGUGAGUGAGUGGGUUGGUUGCUAGCCAGCAGGGCCAGUCAUUUCUGUUGGGUGAUUGUUCCAGUGACAUCUCUUGAAUCUUCCUUAUAAGCAGUUAUUUUUAGCACUGGACCACUUUUGCCUUUGGAGUUCAUAGUCCUGGUGGGGCCUAAGAGAAGAGGCAUAAGGUUACUAUGUGAUACCCCUGACUACCUCAGCCAUUGGGGAGUUUGUAACUGGUUAUGGACGUUUUUGUUGACCCAUUGUAAACUUCUGGGAAGGUAGGAAGAACUUUUGGGAAGAGCUUUUUGUAGCAAAAGCAGUCCUAUGAGUUGCUUAGUUUGUAUAUAAGAGAGCUAAUAGCUAUGAUGUAGAUGGAAACUCAUGGAAUCCGGAGAGUGGCUUUGUCUAACUCAUGGGUAAACCUAGCUGUUAGAAAUUACCCUAUAAAGCAGUAGUAUUGAAGGGCUAGACAAGGCAGCCUAAGGCAGAACUAUAUGCUUCUAAGGAGAUAGAUUUCUUUAACUGGUAGGUACAGUGUGGCAGGACUGUGUGUGGCAGAGGCUCUCGGGAUUGUUUGGGUAGCUGUGGUUUACAGAAGUGUUAGCGCCCUUUCAGAGAGCUUUUGCUACUAUCGUAGUGCUGAGGGCUUCAACUCAGCAAACGAGGCCAGAGAAGUAGUGUUGGCAGCAGCAGCCCCAUUUUGGGUUAGUGAUGGCAUUUGCUAGCAAAGGCUGGGAAGGCAGUGAGUAUUCUCUGAAAUAUCUUUGAGGUUGUGAUGCCCAUUUGGUGACUCCAAGAGAGUGAACACAGCAUUGGAAGUGGCUUUGGUAUUAGACUUUUUGGGGGCUAUGGGAUUGGAAGUCUUCAGUUGGCCUGUACUGGCUUUAGUACUUACUGGAAUGGUGAUGGGGCCUUUAGAGAGAAUCUUAAAUCACUGUGGGUGAGGAACCUUCAGUUUCUCUAGGUAGAGUAACUACUGGUGGUAUUUAGGAAGCUUCAGGGUUUGGUGGCUGACAGUGGUCAAGGCAAUCUAAUGGUUCUGAUGGUUCAAACCUAGAGGUUGGAGGUUCCUAGAUGUUCCAGGAGGCAUCUGCUUGACCAUCAGGCUGCCUGUAGUUAUGACAGAGUGGGGGGAGAGUAAGACCAGAAGAUGGCCAUGACAGUGGCAAGAGCUGAAGUUUUCACAGCCAAUCAGAGAAAGAAUCUGAGAAGAGAUCUGAGAAUCGGGAGAGGUGAGGAUGGCCUCAGCAGCCAUAGCUCAAGUACUUGGACUGCUGGCCACUAGGAUCUGGAGCAUUUGGGCCAGUAAUUCACUAGCUCUGUAUUCUACCACUGACAGGGUGACCACCUGUCCUCAUUUCCUAGAUUGUGCCUGUUGUCCUGUCAUGAUUAUCAGAAUCCUCUUCUUAAUUCUUGUUCCUCAGCUAUCAGUGAAUUGGGAAGUGUGUCUUCCUUCUGAUCCACCAGGUCUUUACAAAUAUUCAUAAUGCUUGUGAGAUAUUUUGGCUAAUCUUUGAGACAAAACAUUUAAGUGUAUUUGGUACUAGAAACAAAAGUGUCCCUUUUUGUUUGGGACAAACAAACAUGGAUACCCAGGGAAUGCAUGAGGAGUAAUCUAUGUUCUGGCUUUUUUGGUGGGGAUGUGUUUGAGGUGGAUAUUCCUAGUUAUAUAUUUUAAUUUACUCAUUUCUCUUUUGAGGACAUUUUUUUUCAUGUAUGUGGAAGUUAUAAGGGCUUUUUCAAGUAAAAAAAAAAAUUUUUUUUUUUUUUUUUUUUUUUUUGUAGCUUUAUGUUGCUGUGAAAGUAGUUUAGGUUUUAGGUGACCUGGAUUCCAGAUUCUUCUGAUCCGUCCUAUGAAACUACAUUGUUAGGUUGAUAUUGAUAACUGUUUGUUGAAUUAUAGUCCUGGGGCACAGAAGAAAGCCUGGAUCUUUUAGCCCACUUCUCUAACAUGUUUCACUGCAUUUUCUCCUUCCCUCCCCCUUUUUCGGGGUGGGAGUAUCUGCUUGGCCUCAGCUGUAGGAAGCUGUUACCCCACUAGAACGAACCAGACAUUGUGCUUCCUGCAUACAUAAGGAAUUCUGUGUAGGCUGUUGUAGAAGAUUCCACUGACUUGUAAAGUCUUCCUUUUCUUUUAGCUUAGAUCUGGUAAAUAAAUCUGUACAAGCUUCCAGGGCCACCUGUUGUAACAGGGCAGGGUGGACUCCUUUGGGCUGGUGGUGAGCAAACAGGAUGAAGCUGAAGCCAUUGUGGCACAAGCCUUUAAGUACCACAAACAGACUUGAGUAAUGAACUGGAAUGCUGUGAAGCAGCCUGUGAGCACCAUGUUAUGGACACAUUUUUCCACCCUGCCAAGAGGAGGACAGAGAAGCUGGUGACUCCUUUAUGAGCAGGCUGGUUUUGACCACUUCUUGGCUUCUGUGCAAUGCUACUGAUUUCCUGCAGCCAUGCAAACGAAUUUGGUCACCUAGCAACAGAAGCUGGAACUGAUCCUAGCACUGAUGCAACACUCUGGAGACUGGAAGUUCAAGAUCAAGAUGCUGGCAGGAAUUUUGAUUCUGACAUUAGCAGUGUGGGAAUAGAUGGCUGCUGGCAGGCAGACAGUCAGAGGCUUCUCAAUGAGGUGAUGGUGGAGCACUUCUUUCGACAAGGGAUGCUGGACGUAGCUGAGGAGCUCUGCCAGGAAUCUGGUCUUUCUGUAGACCCAAGUCAGAAAGAACCGUUUGUGGAGUUAAAUAGAAUUUUAGAAGCAUUAAAAGUCAGAGUUCUGAGACCUGCUCUGGAAUGGGCAGUAUCAAACCGAGAAAUGCUCAUAGCCCAAAACAGUUCCUUGGAAUUUAAACUACACAGACUGUAUUUUAUUAGCUUGUUAAUGGGCGGAACUACGAAUCAGCGAGAAGCAUUACAAUAUGCUAAAAAUUUUCAGCCAUUUGCCCUAAAUCAUCAAAAAGACAUUCAGGUUUUGAUGGGAAGCCUUGUGUACCUGAGACAAGGGAUUGAGAACUCACCAUACGUUCACCUACUUGAUGCAAACCAGUGGGCUGACAUCUGUGACAUCUUUACUCGGGACGCCUGUGCCCUCCUGGGGCUCUCGGUGGAGUCUCCUCUCAGCGUCAGUUUCUCAGCAGGUUGUGUGGCACUGCCAGCGUUAAUUAAUAUCAAAGCCGUGAUAGAACAGAGGCAGUGCACAGGAGUUUGGAACCAGAAAGAUGAAUUACCUAUUGAAGUGGACCUUGGUAAAAAGUGCUGGUAUCACUCUAUAUUUGCCUGUCCCAUUCUUCGUCAGCAAACAACAGAUAACAAUCCACCCAUGAAAUUGGUCUGUGGUCAUAUUAUAUCAAGAGAUGCCCUGAAUAAAAUGUUUAAUGGUAGCAAAUUAAAAUGUCCAUAUUGUCCAAUGGAACAAAGUCCAGGAGAUGCCAAACAGAUAUUUUUCUGAAGAGAUAACUUUAAUUUGCGAUUUGUAAGUGAAACUGAAUUGUGGCGCAUUUCAGAAGAGAACGUUCCAUUUAAUGCAGCUAACUGAGGACUCCCGUGUUUAUAUAAGCUAAUGCUCCAGAAACUUUGCCAACAUUUUAGUGUACACACACUGAGGGGAGUGCUCCAGAUGAAUAUUAUCAUAGGGCUUUAUUAUAUUCUUGGUCUUCAUUUUUGAUCAAGUAAAUACACCAGCAGUUGUCAUUCAAUGCAGGUUUUUGUACUUAAUUAUAUGGUGAUUUUUUUACUUUUUAAGAGCAGAAACAGAAAUCAACCUCCCUGCCAUGUGUUUAAUAUUUCUCCUGCUUUUACUUUAGUCAUUUCUUGAUAAUUGUAAGGUUUGAGAAUGUUUGUGAAAAAGUUUUACUUCCUGUUAUGUAUACAAAAUUAAAUGAAAAUUCUUCAGAAAAAGUUUGAAAAACUGAAUUGUGGUUAUAAAACUAAUUUGCAUUUGUUUUGCUUAAGGAAGAAAGCUGUGAUAGAUGCCCAGUUUGCUUUUUGGUGUUUUCCUCUGCUCCAGCUCUCCCCGAGAAGUUAGCAGACCUGCAUUUGAGCUCUGCUUGUAGCCCCAGUGGGCUGCCUGUUUCUGAUUCCAUCAUGAAUUUAGCAGGUUGGUGUGAGAAGCCUUCCACUAGAACAGAGUGGAAGGAGUACUCGUGUUUCUUUGCUUUUAUUGCCAAGAGGUGCUUGUUUUAAAAGGUGUGUUCAAUAAAAUGAAAUUCUGAAGUUAGAGGUGUUCUUAAGUUAAUAUUUGCUCUCUUGGUCUUGGUAGCCCUAUUCUCUGAAAUCUGCCUUCAGGACUUGGCUGUCUGUCUCUUUGUAUAUCAUUGCAGACACAGUGUUGUGUGUGUGUGUGUAUAUAUAUGUGCACCGGCAUCAAACAUUGUGUCCCUGGAAGGGAAGAAGCAUGUUCCAGUCCUAAAAUGCAGUUACCAGACUCAUUACUUUAAAUCCUUAAAGUUAGAAGUUAGCAUAUUUUCUGUAGUGCAGAAUAUGUUUAUUGCUGUUUUUGUAUUUGAAUAGUAUACCGUUCAAUGCCUCUCUUCUGCAAAGUGUAUCAUCUCAUUGACUGUGAAUCUGUAUAUUAUUCUAAUGGAUACAGAUAAUGAUCUUUUCUCUUGUGAGGUAUCUUCGUUUAAUGCACUGUCCAGAAAUAGCCAUGUGUAAGAGUCUUUCUCUAUAUGAUGAACGAACUACAUGGAAAGGACUUCUUUGGACAUACUUCUGACUUAAGCGCGUUAAGUCAGUUUGACUUAAGCGCGUUAAGUCAGUUCAUUACGAGAAGAAUGUUCUGUGGAAAUCACCAAAUAUUUUGCAACUUUAUUU